Paramacrobiotus metropolitanus is the source of this 3107-nucleotide messenger RNA. RefSeq names its product protein Daple-like. NCBI's taxonomy places the organism in Eukaryota, Metazoa, Tardigrada, Eutardigrada, Parachela, Macrobiotidae. The transcript has 5 exons. The coding region runs from base 585 to 2954 and encodes 789 amino acids. The record is from RefSeq and is a predicted model, not a curated record.
CCGAACUCCGUCAUUUAAAAAUAUGUACCGUGCGUACCUCUACUUAUAAAGACUAUAUCUGUACUGACUGACUGUUCUCUAUAGUAAAACAAGCGAUCAUUUGCAGUGCGCAGUUUUACAUCAAAUUAAAUAACAUCAACAUUAAUGAAAUAAAAUGGACAAUCUCCAGACCGUCCAGCACAACAGUCAUGCUCACACAAUCUCAAUAUCAGCAUUGCUAUUUGAACCGAUUUUACCUUAAACAUUAUCUUCUGGCUGCAAAUUUGAAAAGUUUUCCAUAAUGUUAAUGGCAUAAACGUAGUAGUACUAUUAUUGGGCUGUGGUAAGUAUGUCCAUGUUGGUUUACGACGAUUACCGAAAGAGUCGUGGCCGAAAGGUGACGAUUGUAUUAUACUCAAUUUUUUCUGACGGCUGGAUGUGUUAACUUUAAUCACAAUUCUGAGCUGGAAAUCGCAAAUUUGCGUUUUGUGGAUCCCCCUUUUAUAUUACGACACAAGCCUUUUUCAUGAAUGCAUCAUGGAUUGUGACCUGCCAUACGCUGAUGAGAAUUCAACGGACUAAUCGGAGAAUGACCCGCGGGACAAAUGAACUGUUAUCCAGAUGCACAAAAAUCGGCCUUGCCCGCUGCAUUGGAUACACCAGGAAAUUCUUGCGCUGGAUUAGAUCUGACUCCGUAUCUCAAUUUCCUUCUGGACGUUAACAACCCGGAAUCUCCCGUUCCAACGCCUCUGCAGUUUCCUUGUAAAUAUUCACUCGCGGCAUUUGAUGCGCAGUCGAAGCCACCUAAUAAUGCACGUGCAGACCACAGCCGGUCCAGAAGUGUGUCGAAUUUAGCUAAGGAUAUCAACACCCGGCUAGAUCGACUGGAAUCUGAGCUGUCAAAGAUCGUCAAAAAUGUUACGGGCAAAAAGAGUCAAAAAACCCACGGCCGCGCCUCAUCCGCAUCCAGCAGCAGCACGGAUGAAUUCGAAGAGCGCGCGCGCCAGUCGAAAUGCACAUACGCGGCACGAUCGGCUUCGACGCAAAACGGAAGUAACGAGCGUCGGGUAAGCGGUGCAUGUCAGACCCGUCACGGAAAUGAUACGUUUCGGAUAUCAGCAUACGGUGGAAAGCCGUCGAAAGUAAAACUCAUUCCGCCCGAGUGCUUCGAAAGCCGCCGUUCAAUUGGGGAUUCUGCACUGGAAAGACGCAGUUCUGCACACUGCGCAAAGGGCAUAAUAACCCCAGAGCAAAACGCUGCAGUUUCGGAACCGAUUAAAUAUGAAAGCAACACCUGUGCCAGAUUGGAGCUGGAUUUGGAUCAAACCAAACGAGAAAUGCGCGGUCUUCGCGACGAAUUAAAUUCUUGCCGUGAUGCUCGAGAUACUACCAAGCGGCGGGCCGAUAAAUUGGAAGCGCAGUUGGCCGAUGAAUGCACAGAACGGCGGAAACUGCAGCGAAAGCUGGAGGACAAUAUCAGCGUCAUUUCCGACUUGACCUUUAAGUUGGAAUGCCUGCAAUCACGCGAGCGAGAGCUGGGCACAGUGGCUCAGCAAAAGGAAAAAGACAAAGCAGCCUUGCAGGAACUGCAGCGGGAAAACAGCUGUCUGAAAGAAGAACUGCAGCGACUGAAUAAACUGUCGCAUUGUCGAAGGUCAAGCUCGCUGGAUGCCGAUAAACAACAACAUGCAACCCGGCAAGCCGUGGAUGACGCGUUAAAAAAAGCCACGGCAAAAUUUUGCCGCUUCCACACCGAUGAAAUACGCUCACUAGAGAAUAAGUUGCGCACCGAGCAGAACAGAUGUCAAGAAAAUACUAAAUUGCAGCAGGUAACGGCAGAAGAUCAAAAUGAGUUACAGCAGUUGCGGAAAAAUGUUAGUCAACUGCAAAGUGAACUGCUCACUGUAAAAACGCACGAAGAAUGCUUCAGGAAUAAAUGUCUACAUUUGGAAUGCAAAGUGCAACAAUCGGACGACGUCAUUCAGCAGAAACAACAGGAAACUGAUCAGCUGCGGUGUUCAGUGGAAAUGCUACGAAAAGAGUGCGAACGCAUACCGCAACUGAAAGAAACCAUUGCUGUGCUGCAUGCCGAAAAAUGCUCUUUAGCCAUCUACAAGGACACCGCGGAAGUUCUGGAAAGAAAGGUCAGAGUGCUAGAAAAUGAGAAGGAAAAGCUGCAAAGUGCGCUGGACGAUGUUGGCCGAGAGCAAACGAUGUUAUGCGCUCAGCUGAGUGGAAACGAGAAAGACACUCGUUGCCAGAAAGAGCAGGACCUGCUAAUGCUGCGGCUCCGCGAUGAGGAGAUCGACAAGCAGAAAACAGAGAUUAAAUCCCUGUCAGAAACCAUUAAAAUUAAAGAUAAAAUUCUGGAUGACCUCCAGGAUACUGUAAUGAAAAUGAAGAAAACUUUCGAAAUGCCGCCCAAAACUUUGUCCAACCCGGCCGAAACUGAACACCUGAAGCGUCGGAACCGUGAACUGGAAGAAGUGCUGGAACGAAUGGAACAGCGAAAGAACGACCUCAAAGAGCAAUUGCUAGCCACCGACUGUCAGCUGCAAGACUCCCUCAAGGCGCAUCACAUCGUCAAUGCCAAACUGAAGGAAAGAGCCGCCUGUAUUAGCAAACUGCAGGCAGCCAUGGAUGCGCAACAAGCCCGUUUCGAAAUCCGCGAGGAAGAACUACAGCACGAAUCCGAUGAGGUGAAACGGCGAGCGGAAACUCUGCAGUCCAAACUGGAAAACACCGUUUCCCGGUCCAGAGAACAACGCUCCACCGAGAUCAAUCGGCUGAAGGCCAAGUAUGAAACUGAAAUGACACAGAAAGAUGUAACGAUCCGGCUGUACGAACAGGAGAUCAGCAGUCUCGAAGGAAAGCUGCAGGCUGUGCAGUGCGCGCUUAGCGUACAAAAGAGACCGCUGUCCACGAAAUGCAAUCGUUUAGAACGAAUGUUCUCCGAUUUUGACUGUGAUGUAUGACGGUUAUUUUAUGAUUUUCCGGCGCAUAAUGCUCAAAGCUGGGGUGGCUGAGAGCUGAAAUUUCGUUGGGAGGAAAACAAUUUGCGAAAAGCAUGGCUUUUGAGCGAAUUUAAUACGUCAUAAAUUAUUACAAGGAAAAAUUAUUAAGCAAUG